Messenger RNA from Cinara cedri, 9631 nucleotides. The record is from the annotation of a GenBank genome assembly. Lineage: Eukaryota; Metazoa; Arthropoda; Insecta; Hemiptera; Aphididae.
GUGCUGUACGAGUGAGCUAUAGUGAACGAAUACGUGAGUGUGUGUCCCUCGCCGCCUAACCUACUUCAUUAAAUCACGCCGCCGUUCUGUCGAUAGUGUCGAUGUGUUAAAAUAAUAAUAUACCUAUAAUCGUGCACUGUCGUAGUAAUAUUUUGACUAUCUAUUGGACAACCCGCCGCCCCAGCCGUUUUCCACUGUUGAUCGCCUCUAGGUUUUCUUCUCCAAAAUGACUACCAACGGCGAAGAGACCACUUCGGAUCGCAACGUGGAAAUAUGGAAGAUCAAGAAGCUCAUUAAGAGUUUGGAGAUGGCCAGAGGGUGAGUUACGGUCGGACACCGACUUCGUCGCCUUCACGUACGCGUGAUGGCCCGUACGGAAGCCCACGUUUUUAUUUUUUUAAAUUUGAUCAAUUAUCGUACCUACACGUCCAUAGCAAUAAUAUGCUACCCUGUAGUUUCACACCCAUACCCAUGUCUUGUGCAUCGAACAGAAUGUUCAUUCUCGGUACUGAUUUAAUUUUUAUGUCAACCCAGGAAGUGUUUCUUUUCAGGGAACGAAAUUAAACUUAAACUCAACACUACAUUAUUGAAAAAAUGUGCACAUUUUUUUUAUAUUUUUCACCCCUAGCAAUAAUUCAAAGUAAACAAACUUUUAUUUUUAUUGAAUACUAAUUUUUGUAUCUAUAUUAACAAUAAUUCGAUACCAACUCAAAAUACUUGUAUUGAAAGAAAUUAUUAAUCUUUGCUUGGAUCAAGAUAAUAGCAAAAUCCCAAUUUAUUGUUGCAAUUUUCAUGAAAUAAUUACAGUCAAUUUAAUGUAGGUAUACAUUACAAUCUCAGUGUGUAUAUUUUGAUUUGAAAUUAUAAAUUUAUUCUAUUUGUCAUAAUAUCUACUCUCAAUUCACAUCUAGUUAAUACGAACUUGAUGAAUACCUCUAUUACAUUUAUGCAAAAUAAUUAUAAGUAUCACUGUUUCGUUUUAUUGACAAUUUUUACUCUUUAUUUUUUUACUGUUAUACAAUAUAAAAUAUGUAUUUAGGUAGAUACAUAUAUCUAGUUUCAUACAGUUAUGUUUCAUGAUUAAUGAUAUGCAACUGGUUUGAUAAAAACAACUAAAAUACAUUUUGCUUUUAUCAUUAUACAUUUUUGCUGGAUCAAAGUGUCUUUUUCUUUUCGUGUCGGCCAAUGUUUUUUUUUUCAAAAAUUUCAAUUUUUUAUUUUCCAGUAAUCAAUGAUUUCUAUUAUUUCAUCCGUGAUUUCUGUUAGUCCGAUAAAAUAUUUCAUUUCACAUCUACUAGGUAGGUAUUAAUGUACACUCGAGCAGAUGGUUUAAUGUUUGUUUCUUUCCACACUCGCAAUUUGCACUGCUGGUCACUCCUCACCUAUUUAGGUUUUCAUUAGUUCUUCCUACUUAUGUCCCCAGACAAUUGAGAGUUUUCCAUAUUUUCCAGGGUAGGGUAUAUCCUAGUGGUAAGGUUUCUGUGGGUGCGCCCAAGCCUGUGAGCGUAUUCCCCUUUGUUUUCUCUUAGUAUCAAAACGUAAUACACAAUUUCAAAGUUAUUUAUUCAAAAAAGAUAUCUGCUGAAGAUUUAAAUUAGUAUAGGUAAUUGUAGACUAUUGGUAGUAAAAGAUUCUGACUAUCUCGUAAAUAUCUAAACAUUUAUAUUGGUUCUAUGACACAAAUUAGAGUUACUAAUGUCAUUAAGAUUAAAUAUUUAAAUAAUUUACAGUAUUGUAUAAUACAUACCUAUACCUAGUAAAUAAAUAUUGAAAUGGUUUUUAGUCUGUACUUUCUUUUUAAAUUUAUACAGGACCAUAUCUGUCACCUGGAAAUAAUUCUACUUCAGUUACCAUUACUGCUAAAUAAUAGUAAUUAUUUCUAGUGCCUUUGAGGACUUAUAUAGACGUUUCAUUGUAUAGUAUUUAAUAGCCAAAAUCAAUUAGGCAACUGGUUUUGUCUGAAAAAUUGCUGCUUAGUCAAGUCUUAAAUCAUGCGGAACAUAAUUUUUACAUCUUUUAUAAUUUUUAUUUUUCUUUGAUAACAAUUAUUUAAGCUAUCUUUCAAAUCUUUAUAGUUAAUUGUAAUACUAUUAAAAAUAUGCAAUAAUAGUAGUAUUACUAAUAGUAUUUCAUAUAUUAUCAAUUCAAAUUAUAAAAAUUAUACAUUCAAUAUAGGCACCUUUAUCAAUAAAAGAUAAGUAGCAUGAGCUUGAGGAACUCGUGUAAUUACCACAGUACUCAAAGCAAGAAACUGGUAGAGUGCAUAUAUGUGAAACAUAAAAACCUAUAAUCUGCAUCAGAAUAUGGAUCAUUAAAAUGUACAUCUAUUGCAGUCAUAUGGAAAACCCUAUAAGUUUUUAUAUACAUUUAGAUAACAAAAUAAAUUAAAAUUGUAAAACAAUGAUUGUUUAUCUAGGAAAAAUUACCUUACACACCUACAUGUAUUAUGCAAUAUACCUGUAUUGUAUUUUUUAUGUAUUUUUUUUAAGUAAUGGAACGAGUAUGAUUUCAUUAAUUAUACCCCCAAAGGAUCAGAUUUCCAGAGUGAGUAAAAUGUUAGCCGAUGAAUAUGGUACUGCAUCAAACAUAAAAUCACGUGUUAAUAGAUUGUCUGUAUUGGGUGCUAUUACAUCAGUACAGCAAAGAUUAAAACUUUAUACUAAAGGUGAAAUUUUUUUCAACUUUAUUUUUUAAUUUAUUUGGUUUAUUAACAAUAUGUACUCACGUUUAAUUUUUAGUCCCCCCUAAUGGAUUAGUAGUCUAUUGUGGAACUAUUGUGACUGAAGAAGGUAAAGAAAAGAAAGUCAAUAUUGACUUCGAACCAUUCAAACCUAUUAAUACUUCUUUAUACCUUUGUGAUAAUAAGGUAAGAUGUCUUAUAAGAAGACUUAUGUAUUUUUAAAUAUUUUAUGAAACCAUUAUCGUAUUAUUGAUAUUGAUGAUAAAUUAUGUUAUAGUUUCAUACUGAAGCACUGACAGCACUGUUGGCAGAUGAUAAUAAAUUUGGUUUCAUUGUGAUGGAUGGUAAUGGUGCAUUAUUUGGUACACUUCAAGGAAACACUAGAGAGGUUGAAAAAGUUUAUAAGUUUUAUAUAAAUGUACCUAUACACAAAUACAUUUUUAUUUUCAGGUCCUUCAUAAAUUUACAGUUGAUUUACCCAAAAAGCACGGUAGAGGAGGUCAAUCUGCAUUACGUUUUGCCCGUUUACGUAUGGAAAAACGUCACAAUUAUGUACGUAAAGUAGCAGAAGUAGCUACCCAAUUGUUUAUUACAAAUGAUAAACCUAAUAUAGCUGGAUUAAUAUUGGCUGGUAGUGCAGACUUUAAAACAGAACUUAGUCAGUCUGAUAUGUUUGACCCUGUAAGUACAUGUAACAAUAUUAUAAAUAAUUGUAAUACAAAUAUGAUAAUUGUAUUUGUCUUUUUUAGCGGUUACAAGCGAAAAUCAUAAAAUUAGUUGAUGUGUCGUAUGGCGGAGAAAAUGGUUUUAAUCAAGCAAUUGAAUUAGCGGCUGAAUCAUUGCAGAAUGUUAAAUUUAUUCAAGAAAAAAAAUUAAUAGGUAAAAUUUAAAAUUUGCUUUGUUUCUUGAUUGUAGUUAAUAUAUUAAUUGUAUAACCAUAUGAUUAAUAAUAACCAUAAUGUAUACAGAACAUUUAGUGUUUAGUAACAAAAGUCUCUGCAAUAUUUAAUACAAGUUUUAUUGAAAAAUAUCGUCUAAAUAUUUAUUAAAAAUUAAUUGACACAAGUAACUAGGUAAAGAAAUUAAGAGGUGAAUAAAUCAUUAAAUAAAGAUAUUUUAUUCUUCUGUUAUGUAUAAAGGAGUAUUCUACAUCAUAAGAUAAUUUAAGAAAAUAGUACUUGCACAAAUUUGAUAUUUAAUAAAUAACAUAUACAUUUAUUUAAAAUAAUUAUUUAAAUAAUGAUACUAAUUUGUUUUUAGGACGUUAUUUUGAUGAGAUUAGCCAGGAUACUGGAAAAUAUUGUUUUGGUGUUGAAGAUACUUUAAAAGCUUUAGAACUUGGGUCUGUUGAAACUUUAAUAUGUUGGGAAAACUUAGACAUUCAAAGAUAUGUUUUAAAAAAUCAUACAACAGCUGAAGAAAAAAUAUUACAUUUAACCCCAGAACAAGAAAAAGAUAAAACACAUUUUACUGAAAGAGAUGUAUGCUUGAACAUUUUAUUUAAAUACUUACGUUUAUGAUUAAUUCAUUUUAAUUUUAUAGACUGGAGUAGAAUUGGAAUUAGUUGAAUGUCAGCCACUUUUGGAAUGGUUAGCAAAUAAUUAUAAAAUGUUUGGAGCUACCUUAGAAAUAAUUACAGAUAAAUCACAAGAAGGAUCACAAUUUGUUAGAGGAUUUGGUGGUAUAGGAGGUUAGUAUAGUAUUUAUGUUAAAACAUAAAAUACUUAAAAAUUAUAUAUUAACCUUAUGGUUGGAAAUGCCAAACAAUUUCCAUACACUGAUCAUAAAAAUAAUAACAUGUAGUUUAUAUAAUAUGCUUUAAUAAAUAAAAUUGUUUUCAAAUUGUGGUUGGGUACAACAUUAACUUUUAGGGUUUAAAGUAUACAAUUUAAAUUGAUUGACAGGCAUUCUCCGCUACAAGGUUGACUUUCAGUCCUUGCAAGCGGAUGAGCCAUUGGAGGAUGUGAAUCUUGAUGAUUACUAAACUAAGUUUACUAACCCUAAGGUAGCUUUCAUUCACAAUUAACAAGUACUGCUGUGUUGUAUUAAAUGCAUGAGAGAGAGUUUAAUGUUUUUUUUUCUUUUUUGAUUUUUGUGCAUGCAAUUUAAGUGCACAAUUUCUUUUUAACACUAAGAAACCAUAAUUAUUAUUUUUAAUUAAUUAAUUAAAUAUUUAAUAAGCUUUAUUUAAUUCUAUAAAAGAAACACAUAAUUUUUUUAGUUAAUAAAUUUAUUUUAUCUUAAAAAUGUUAUGAUUAAGUAAAAAAAAGUAGUUUUAAUAUUUGAAAAUAUAACAAUAAAAUCAAUAUAAGAAAAUAUAUACAGGAUAAUUCAUUUAAUGUAAUAAUAAUUUGCGAAUAUUGACCUAAUACAAUUAUAUAUAUAUAUAUAUAUAUAUAUAUUUUUAAGUAUAAAAACAAGCUUUAAAAUUUUAUAUUAGCAUUAUUUUUACCACCCUUAUUUUGGUCUUGAAAUUGUUAAUUUUCUUUAAUUCUUGAUGAGAUAUUCCAUUUUUAAGUUCGGGUAUGUAGAAGUGAUGCACUCUUCACAAAGGGAACACUUUGUUUUAUCUACACUUGAAAGUGGAAUAUCUUGCCAACAGGUUGAUAGAAAUUAAUAAAUUCAACACUAAUAUUUGUUUAAACUAAUUAUCCAUAUAUUUAUUGAAGUUAUAAAUUGCCACCUGGAAGUCAAAAGUAGUGUUUCUUAAAUUGUUAAGCCAAAUUUUGAUAAAAAUCUUAAAAGUCGCAGAAUUUCAAAUAUGUUUAAACAAAGUGCACUCAGAAGAGUUUCAUUAAUAAUUACUUAUUGUUUGGUACAAAUGUAAAUUAUAAAUAUGUACAUAUUUUUAUAUUUAUUUUAUUAUUAUAUUUUUUAUGAAUGAUAUGAUUUGAAUUUGAGUAGAAAUAUGAUUGAAAACUAAUUAUUUCUUUUGAUUAAAGAAACUUGUAAAAAAAUUGUGAAACCCUGUACGUGUUUAUUGAAUAAUUUAUAUUCUAAGUAAUAUUUAUUUAAAUUAUUAAUAUAAACAGAUUAUGGAGAUUAAAAUUUUCUAAAAUUGUGGUUUUUUAAUUUAAUUAAUUGUUGGUAUGUUUUGGUUAUAAAAUAAUACAUUUUUUUGUCAUAAGGAGCCAUUUUACAUCUUGAUGUAACCUCAAAAUUUAUAAUUUUUAUCUUUGACUAUAUCUGAUGUUAUUGAUAUCAGCUAAACUUGUUUUUGCCAUGCAUCAUCAUUUACUCAUAUGCCACUAUAUUUGGCUUAUCUCAUCCCUAACUUCUAUCUAGUCUGAACUCGUUUCCUUUCUAACUAUAUUGUUGUUUAACUAUUACCACAAAAUGUGCAUCUAAUUCAAGUUUUUGAUAACCCUAUCUACUCUCACUUGUAUUGCCUGUCAUACUCUCUACUAUUAAAUAAUUAUUGAAUUAAAUUUUACAUUUAAUAAAUACUAAGAAUUCCAUUUAAUGCCUCAUUCAAUUCAAUUUAUACCUUCUUUAAAAUCAAAUUACAUUUUUUUUUUUUUUUUUAAACGAAAGAUCGUAUUAUUUCAAGUUAUCUUUACCCUACAUUCUCUGUCAUAUUUUUUAAAACUGGAUGUUUUUAAGCAUUUUUAAUAUUUGUAUUAGCUUCAUUAUUAAUUGUAUUAAUGAUCAUAAACGCAUAUACAGAAACAUUUUGUAUUUUUUUACUACUUUUGUUUAAUCGAUUUUAAGAUUUUUUAUCAAGUAUUAAUUUACUUAUAUUGUAUUAUGCUUUUAUUUUAUAGAUAGUUUUUGUAAUUAUGGUUUAUUAUAUUUGGCUUUUUCUAUGGAAACUCAUUGCUUACAAAUAACUAUGGUUUUAUUAUUUUAGUUAAUCAUAUCAGUUUUGUAUUAUAUUUAUUAUUUACUUGUAUCUUAUAUUUUGUUUUAAUUUAAAUGUUUUUCUUAUACAUAAUUAAUAUAUUUGGUUGUUUAACAAUAUUUCGUUAUAUAUUUCAGGAUUAUUACGUUAUAAAGUUGAUUUCCAAAGUAUGCAGUGUGAUGAUUUGGAUCCAAAUGAACUUUAUGAUAUUGACGAUUAUUAGGCAGUUAAAAUGAUUAAAAAUUAGGAAUCCCAGUUUUUUUGGGCAACUACAUAUAAGUUCAGUUCAUUUUAGUAUAAGCAUGUUGGAAAAAAAUAAUUCUAUUAUCAUUUUAAACAACUUUCCUAUUCUUGAUGUUAUCUUUUUAUUCAAAAGUAAAUAAAUUAUAACUCUUAAAUGUGAAAUAUAUAUAUAUAUAUAUAUAUAAUUUAAUAUUUCACUAAUAUUGCGGUCUCCCUAAUUAUUUUUAAGUAUUCCAAUAAUAAAAUGAAUAAAAAUACAGUGAGUAAUACAGGGUGAUGUAUAAGUAUUAACACACAUUUUUAAACUUAUUUUGGAUGCUUAAAUUAUGAAAACAAUUAUACAAUAUUCUUUUUCCAUACUGAAGACAAUUUAAUUUAAACCUAAUAAACUACAUACAAUGAUCCUUAUUUUAAAAUUAUUUUAUAUUUUUACCUAAUUUUAAAUCUCAAUUCUACCCUUACAUUUCCUUUUUAUGGUUAGUUUAUCUAUUAAAUUUAGAAAUGAAAAUGUGUUAUCUAAUUAAAAAAAAAAAAAACGAAGAAUGAAACACAAGAAUUGUUUUUUGUGUUACAUUCUUCUAAAUAAAAUAAUUAUUAUAAACAUAGUGUUAAUAUUAUAUAAUUUUAAUAUUUUAUGUAGAUAAUUAUAUUUUUUCUUAUUUGACUAUUGGUAUUAUUGUUGUAAUUGAAAAACCAAUUAAAUUGUAUUUUCUUCAAGCUUUACAUAAUUUUACUGUAGGUAAAUAAUUUGUCAGACAACAAAAAUGGUUCAACAUUUUAAGUCACAAACGCAUAUUCAUUUUUAUUUAUUCAAUUUGCUCAACUGCUACAAAAUAUUAAUAUAAUUAGAUUAAAAAUCUUAUAUUAAAACCUAUUUUGAGUGUACAUUUUUUAAAUACAAUUGGUACAUACUUUGUUGAAUCCUUUUCGUGAUCAUAAAUAUUAUACAUUUUUAUUAUACUCUGAGAUCUAUCAUUCAUUAACAUUGAUUAAAAUGAAUUUUUGAAAAAUAUUAUCUUCACAUAACACUUUCAAGGUGUACAUGCUCAUUGGGUGAAAAUAAAAUACAAAAGUGACCAUGUGAUAGAAUAAAAUUUUUAUUGUGUUAUUCCAAAGCAUAUUAUUAGUCUAAAGAAGUUGCCUCAGGAUUUUGUGACUUAAUGAAAUGAUUUUUUGUGGGACAUCUUAGAUAGGUAGUUUUUAUUUUUUAAACUAGUAGCUUAAUUUAUAUUUGUAUUUUAUAUAUAUAUAUAUUUUUUUUAAUUGUUAACAAAUAUAAAACUAGAAGCUUGAUAUCUAAAACGUACAAAAUUUUUAUCUUUGUAAAUUUUAUUGCAACAGUUGUUUAUUUUUUAAAAUUAGUAGUCAAAAUGUGUAAUAUUCAAAAAAAAAAAAAAAAAAAAAAAAAAAAAAACGAAUUCACUAUUAAUAAAACAAAUCAUACAGAACAACAAAACAGAGUACUACAUGUUUAUUAAUUUAAUGAUAAUCUUGUCAUAGAUAUGGAUUUUGCAUUCCGCAACACAAUUAAAUGUAUUAUAAUAUUUUGUAAUAUAAUCACAAAUGUUAAUCCACUAUGUUAGUGGGUUUUCAAACUGUUCUAGGAGCAACGCUGUCCACUAAAAAAUAUUUAUAUUUUAUUGUAAUUUUAGAUUCUGAGAAUUUAUUGGUUUUACUUUGAUGUGUCAGUAAAACAAAUUUUGAUAACCAAUCAACAAAAUUUGAGUUUUGUUGUUUUUUUUUUUUAUAAGCGUUCAUAUUUCCUCAUGGUAUUUAUAGCAGGACACUACAGCUAUAUUUGGCCAAAGAUGGUUUUUGAAAGCCUGGAACGGCGACAAAGUAAAGUUUAUUUUUUAAACAAAAUUUAAUCAAUAUAUUUUUUGUAACAAUAGUUAACUAAUAAGAACUGCAGACCACUUGUAUGCUUGAAUUCUGAUUCUAGUUAUGUUUAAUAUUUCCAUCUUUUAAAAAACGAAGAAAAAUAGAAAAUUAUUAUUUUUUAAUUGGGAGAUUUUAUAAUAUUUUUUUAUUGUUCAUCUGAUGAUUCAAUUUUAGGUUGUGUUAAUUUUUAAUCUUGGUUAUUUGAUUUUAAUAUUACACUCAAUAAUGUACAUAAAUAAAAAAUGUUUGUAACAAUGGUCAUUUAUCUAAACACACAUUUAAUUAUCCCAUUAAAUAAUACUAUUUGUAUCCAAGAGUGUGUUUACACCUUAGAGUAUACUGUGUUUAUAAACAUAAAACUAUAUUUUUUUAAAAUUUAACUAUAUGCAAUUGUAAGAUUAAGGUAUAAAAGUAGUAUUUAAAUAAUAUUCAUCAAAAAUAUACAGAGUUAUUUAGUUACAAUGUAAAAAAUGGGUAUAGGAAUAUAUUUAUAUUUUAAUAAACAAAAUUUGGAAACAAUUUGCCUUUUACUAAAAUGUAGUAAACUUAUGGUUUAUGACUAUUACAAAUUGUCAUAUAAUAUAAUUAUCUUGUAAAUUUGUAAAUAGGUAGUUUACAACUAAUACACAUUUUUUAUACUGGUAUACUGAAAGUAAAUGUGUAUUUAAUUAAUUGGAAUCUGGAGUGUAAUGAAUAAUAUUUUAUUUCAUUUUUUCAUUUUAUAAAAUGUAAGUAUAUUUCAUCAAUAAAUGUAAAUUAAAAAAAAUAAUUACCAUAGUUAUAUUUGUAUAUUUAUAGUUGUUAGGUUAUUAUAAUUUAAGUAAUACACAAAAUAAUUUUUUAAAAGUUUUAUUGUAUAUACUGUAAUAUAUUCAACUUUGAAUUAUUUAUUUUUUGAUUCAAUGUUCUCUCAACAAUUGAAAUCUUCGAUCAAGUUCCAAGUCCUCACCUUCCAAACUGUUGUCUGGAACAUUUGGCAGGUCUGA